Alosa alosa (allis shad) is the source of this 3205-nucleotide messenger RNA. RefSeq names its product zinc finger protein 750 (gene znf750). The transcript is spliced from 3 exons. The record is from RefSeq and is a predicted model, not a curated record. Gene Ontology annotation, cellular component: nucleus. Gene Ontology annotation, molecular function: DNA-binding transcription activator activity, RNA polymerase II-specific; RNA polymerase II cis-regulatory region sequence-specific DNA binding; promoter-specific chromatin binding. Bases 226 to 2958 code for a protein of 910 amino acids. Gene Ontology annotation, biological process: epidermis development; positive regulation of transcription by RNA polymerase II. NCBI's taxonomy places the organism in Eukaryota, Metazoa, Chordata, Actinopteri, Clupeiformes, Clupeidae.
CGCAACAGGUGUGUUCUCAUAGGUGAGUGCACACACCAUCUUUGCUUGUUCAGAGGAACCAAAGGACUUCUCCCACGGGCUUGUCAACCAUCACUAAACUUCUGUGAAGAUAUGUUUCUCUGGAGACAGUGAUGUCCUUCUCUACAAGGAAAGGUUGACCCAUCUCUCUGCAUUCGGAACGUUUCUCUCCAUCGCACACACACACACACACGCACGCAGUCUGAGAUGAGCAGCGGUGAGAACAAGCAGCAGAAGCUGCAGCGUAAGCCCAAGAGGCCCCACUACAUCCCCCGCCCGCUGGGAAAGCCCUUUAAGUACCACUGCUUCCAGUGCCCCUUCACCUGCAACGAGAAGACCCACCUGUUCAACCACAUGAAGUACAACCUCUGUAAGGACUCCAUCUCCCUCAUGGUCAAGCUGGGGAGAGACAUCCACCCGGCAAAAGCUCCAACUGCCACCAUCGCCUCCAAGUCCUCUGGAGAAGAUGCAGGAGAAAGUUCUGGAAAGGUCCAGGGUGGCUCGACAGAUUCAGCUCAAGAUGUUCAGCUUGACAAGACCGUGUUGCCCUGUGGUGGUGGCACUGGUAAAGAGCUGCAGCGAAAACACCCCCGUUCACAGAUGGUGCACCCCGAGCGCUGCAUCACAGAGGAUAAGAGAGACCAGCAGGAAGAGGAGAUGUUGGAUCAAAAUGGGGGAGCACCUCAGCUGCCUAAGGGAGUGGACAGGCCUUCCUGUACUGAGGACCCAGCCAACAAAUUAAAAGAGUUAGAGCCGCUGAACAUCAACGGCUCUGCCUUUAGUCCAGUCUCUGUUCAACAUCACGACAACAAGGACGUUACACUGUGUACUCAAACUCAGAACCCAAUUCAGAAUUCAUCACUGCCUCGUCCAGUCCCUCAGAUCUUCACACCGACCCCCGUUUGGCCACUGCCUAGCCCCUUCAUACCCCCGCACAUCAGCCUUGACCAGAGACCCUCGUUUGAGGACAAAGAGAUGGACUCUUCUCCUCAGGAACCUCUGUGUCCAGGGUAUCCUCGCUAUACCACGCAAGACCCUACAAACCCCCAAUACCACCCUUACCUGCUGUCUUCAGUAUACCACAAUCAAUCAGUAUCCCACCUCCACCCGGUCCCACCUUACUUCCUGGAUACCCACAGGCCCCACCCCAUGUUGCCUGGGCAAGUGUUGCCUGGACAAGAGCAGCACUAUAAGUAUGGCCAGCGUAUUGUGUCUUAUGGUCUGUACCAUACCCUGAAUCAGACUCACCCUCAUCUUCCCCCUUAUCUGUACCCCUACCCUGAAAUGGUUCAUUCCAGUUUAGGUGCCUACUCCGCAUCCCUGGGUGUUGCUUCAGGGUAUUUGUACAGCCACCUCCAGAGGCCCACUACUGGGUACCUCAACGCCCACCGAGGGGAGCUCGAGUCUGGGGUAAGAGGUGACCGGGAGGUGGGUGAGAUGGGCGAGGUGAAGAUCCCCCAGAUGAGUCCCAGGGUUGGUUGUGCCGCCUCAGGAUCCCCAAGUCAACCAAGUGCCACAGAUCUCACCCACAGAGACUCCAACUCCCAGCAGCCAUUGCAACAGGAAUUGGCCUCAAGACAGGACAACCAAUUGGAAGGUGAAACUGCCAGUUCACAGCCUGACAGAAGUAUAGGUGACUAUGUUGGUGAGCCAGGUGAUCAGCAACCAGAAGAGAAGAAGAAAUCCAGGUCAAAACCAUUUGCAAGGGAUACAGAAGAUAUAUUGGUUUCUGAAAAUGAUGAAGAUGUCCCACUGGAUUUAUCCAAAACUCAACGGAUCGGUAAAGAUGCAGAUGUCCUCCAGAGCAGUAGAGGGCGCUGUUCCCAACUGCCAGAACUCCCCUUGAACCUUUCUCUGAAAGAAUCCCCUCAUGCAAAAACGUCCAUGUCCACUUCGUCUCACCCACUAGAUAGCAACACGCCUCAGACAGAUAUUUUCGCUGCAGACCCCAGUCGUACUGAUAGUGCUGACUCAGCAGAAAUCACUGACAAUGACUCAGCAGAAUCUCAGAAACACUCUGCGGCCUUUGCCCUCUGCCAGCUGGCCCAGGCACCACACCUGAAGACAGACUCACACACUUUAAUGACUGCCUUUGAUAGAGUUUACACUGUCAAAGAAACCACCACCCAAAACAACCAUUAUGCCACUUCAAUCAGCUCCAUCGCCAAGACAAAGAAUCCUGACCCAGACCAGAAAACCUCAAGCGAUCAUCAUCUUAAUUCAUCAUCAUCCUUCAGCUUGAACUCUAUUGAGAGCACUAACGCUGACCAAACAGGCACCCCGAGCCAACGUCUUUCAAUUCCGACCAGCUGCCCAGCUCCAGUAAAGACAUGUGAAGAAGGUUUCAAACAAAAUAUCUCUUUCUCUACCCAUGGAGAUGGAACUACAGACGACAUCACUGCUUUGACCACUACCCUGAACCCUACCACUACCACCCUGUCCACCCGAAUGAACUGUAGGACCUCCCAGAUCUGGAUCAGCAACCCUCACACCUCUAGUAAGAAGCCGGCAGCCUCCACAACCAACACUCUGCCCAACAGAGCUGGACCCCCAGACACCUCUGUAACCACCUUCACCCACCCUGCAUCCGAAACACCACCCAUCAAAUCUACACCGCUCAACACCCCAGCGAUCAACUCCAUCCACCCUUCAACCUGCCCUUCAUCCAAAACUCUACCCAACCCAUCUAUAUCCUGCUCCACCCCUGCAUCCACUGGCCGACCAACCUCCACCUCCAAGCAGGAGCGCCAGAGGCCCAGUGGGACCUCCACCCACAUCCACACUGAUGCACCAGCCAGAAUAACCACACGGCUACAGGCCAAACAGAACGCUGGGUAUGGAAGGGGUGGGGCUCGGAACGCUGUCAGCCAACGUGCUGGAAAGAGAGUGAGAGACUCCACCCCCAGCAAGAGGAAUCUGAGAAAAAGGACACGGUGUUGAGGACAGUGGGCGGGGCAAAAUAGUUUUUUUAAUUUUUUUUAAAUUCUGUUUCUUGGGUUAUUGCAGGCAGUGAAAGAGGGAAUGUAAAUUUAAGUUUUGAAUACAGCCCAUUUAAAUUCAUAAUAAACAUCUGUGUACAUUAUGUGUGUGGAUUUAUGUUUUUAUGUGAUUAUUCGAAUGUGUAAAUGUAUGUUUGACAAUAAUUUGUUUACUGCCCUUGUGCUAUAUUAAAAAUAUAUAGAUAUGU